CUUGCACCUCAUCUCGCCAUCACACCUGCGUCACACCUCCCGCCAGCAUGGCCAAGAAGCGCACGCACUCCGAGUCUGAGCCGGCUGCCGCGGCUUCCGCCGAUGCCGGCGCUUCGAGCGCUGCCGGCGACGCUGCGCCUGUGAACAAGAACAAGCGCUACCGCAAGGACAAGCCAUGGGACACCGACGAUGUCAACCACUGGCACGUGGAGAAGUUCACGCCCGACGACAACAAGGCCGGGCCGUUCACCGAGGAGAGCAGCUUCUCGACGCUCUUCCCAAAGUACGUGGAGCGGCGGCUGCGCGAGAGCUGGGGUGCCGUCACGGCUGCGCUGGACAAGCAUGGCCUCACGGCGACGCUCGACUUGGUCGAGGGCAGCAUGACGGUGCGCACCACGCGCAAGACGUACGACCCCUACAUCAUCCUCAAGGCGCGCGACCUCAUCAAGCUGCUCAGCCGAAGUGUGCCCUUCACGCAGGCGGUGAAGAUCCUGGACGAUGGCGUGGCGAGCGACAUCAUCAAGAUCGGCAACCUCGUGCGCAAUAAGGAGCGCUUCGUCAAGCGGCGGCAGCGUAUCAUCGGGCCCAACGGCAGCACGCUUAAGGCCAUUGAGCUGCUUACGGGCUGCUACGUGCUCGUGCAGGGCAACACAGUCAGCGCCAUGGGCCCGUACAAGAGCCUGAAGGAGGUUCGGCGUAUUGUCAUUGACUGCCUCAAGAACAUCCACCCCAUCUACCACAUCAAGGAGCUCAUGAUCAAGCGCGAGCUGGCAAAGGACCCGAAGCUCGCCGAGGAGUCGUGGGACCGCUUCCUGCCCAAGUUCAAGAAGCGCAAUGUCAAGGCGAAGAAGCCGGCUGCGGCAGCUGCCGCCGCUGGCCCGUCGGGCGCCAAUGCCGCACCUGUCGGUGGAGCAGCGCCGGCGAAGAAGAAGGUCUACACGCCCUUCCCGCCGGCGCCGCAGAUGAGCAAGAUCGACCUGCAGAUCGAGUCCGGCGAGUACUUCCUCAAGCCAAAGGAGAAGAAGGCACGCCAGGUCGAGGAGCGCGAGCGGCGACAGGCCGAGAUCGCAAAGGAGCGCGAGCGCGAACGCGAGAAGGCGUUCGUGCCGCCGCCGGAGGAGGCUCCCGCAGGGAAGAGCAAGAAGCGAGAGGGCGAGACGGAGGAGGAA
Tilletiopsis washingtonensis is the source of this 1169-nucleotide messenger RNA. RefSeq lists its product as hypothetical. The transcript is spliced from 7 exons. The record is from RefSeq and is a predicted model, not a curated record. The annotation marks the transcript as partial. Gene Ontology annotation, molecular function: RNA binding. Lineage: Eukaryota; Fungi; Basidiomycota; Exobasidiomycetes; Entylomatales. Gene Ontology annotation, cellular component: small-subunit processome; nucleolus.